CGCAUAAAGUUUUGUCAAACAAACAUCGUGACGUCACACUGUCAUGGCGGCGAGCGGCUCGGCUGUGUCGGUUUUAACUCCGAAUGGAAGAAGACAGACUGUCAAAGUGUCUGCAAACACACCUUUAUUACAGGUUCUUGAGGAUGUGUGUAAGAAACACGGCUUUAAUCCAGAAGAACACGGACUCAAGUUUCAGAGGAUCGUUCUAGAUUUGUCUCUGCAGUGGCGUUUUGCCAGUCUGCCGAAUAAUGCCAAGCUGGAGAUGGUGGUGUGUUCUCGGCCGCAGACGGGAGCUGAGAGCGCGGUGCGGAUCGCGCUGCAGAUGGAGGACGGCUCUCGUCUUCAAGGCUCUUUCUCGAGUGGACAGUCGUUAUGGGAUCUACUGACACACUUUCCUCAGACCAGGACGCCUGAUCUGGACGCGUCUGGACCCACACCAGUGUGUGUUUACAUGCGAGACGAGGUCAGCGGUGAGGAUGCGCUGAAGAAGACGACUCUGAAGUCUCUGGGUCUCACCGGAGGAAGUGCUAUCAUACGUUAUGUGCUGAAAGGCUCUGGCUCCUCGUGUCCUGGUGUAUCUGUGGAUGCGGUCGCUAUGCCAACGGAUGCUGUUGCCAAGACAACCGUAUCACAGCCGCCUCCAGAACCACCCGAGAAGCCCGCCCCUGUUCCCAUGAAAACCCCGGCUCCUCCCACUGAGGUCGCGGCGCUGCUGAACCAUCAUCCUGUCAAACAGGAAGAGGAGGAGCCGAAGGCGAGCCAGGAGCAGGCAGUGCGGCCCAAAUCUGACCAGCCGCCGUCCAAACUAAUGCCACAAGAGGACGACGAGCGACCCGGGACGUCACAACAGUGCCAUGGCUCCGCCCCCUCAGCCACGCCCACUAACUUUGUGCCAUUUUCGGGAAGCGGACAGCGUCUGGGAGGAACUGCUGGACUGAAGAUGUCCACGUCAUGGUCCUCAUGUGUGUCCGGCAGCCCACCGAAAGCCAAGAAACCCAAACCCAGCCGUGAGAUCAAGAGAUCAGUCAGCGCCAAACAAGCGACGAGGGACGAAGAGGAAACAGACAAAUAUCUGGAGCCGGUUGACAGGGAACCGCUGGUCUUCCAUCUGGACUCCGGAGCCCGUCGACAUGAUGACGCAGAGCUUCCUGACGAGUUUUUUGAGGUCACCAUGGACGACGUUCGGAAGAGAUUCGCGCAGCUGAAGAGCGUGAGGUGAGAAUGUACAACACAUUUGAUAGAACGAGAGUGUGUGAUUGA
Molecule: messenger RNA, 1260 nt
Organism: Sinocyclocheilus rhinocerous
Lineage: Eukaryota; Metazoa; Chordata; Actinopteri; Cypriniformes; Cyprinidae
Gene: aspscr1
Product: ASPSCR1 tether for SLC2A4, UBX domain containing
Exons: 9
Coding region: 44-1219 (391 amino acids)
Biological process (GO): glucose homeostasis; intracellular protein transport
Cellular component (GO): nucleus; cytoplasm; vesicle membrane
Source: RefSeq, a predicted model, not a curated record